CGGAGGUCCCACAUCCACGGCUGGGGCCUCUACUGCAAGACGGACGUGCCCAAGGACGCCUUCAUCAUCGAGUACGUCGGCCAGGUCGUGCGCCAGGCCGUCGGCGACAAGCGCGAGAAGUACUACGACGACGCGGGCGUCGGCUCGUGCUACCUCUUCCGCCUCGACGAGGACGCCAUCGUCGACGCGACGCGCCGGGGCAACAUCGGCCGCUUCAUCAACCACUGCUGCCGGCCCAACGCCUACGCGAAGAUCGUCGCCCUCGAUUCGAACACGAAGAAGAUCGUCAUCAUCGCGCUCCAGGACCUCAAGGCCGGCGACGAGGUCAUGUACGACUACAAGUUCCCCAUCGAGGACGACAAGGUCAAGUGCUACUGCGGCGCGCCCAACUGCCGCGGCACGAUGAAC
Molecule: messenger RNA, 408 nt
Organism: Aureococcus anophagefferens
Lineage: Eukaryota; Pelagophyceae; Pelagomonadales; Pelagomonadaceae
Exons: 1
Cellular component (GO): Set1C/COMPASS complex
Molecular function (GO): protein binding; histone H3K4 methyltransferase activity
Source: RefSeq, a predicted model, not a curated record